Molecule: messenger RNA, 1326 nt
Organism: Saprolegnia diclina VS20
Lineage: Eukaryota; Oomycota; Saprolegniomycetes; Saprolegniales; Saprolegniaceae
Exons: 2
Coding region: 1-1326 (441 amino acids)
Source: RefSeq, a predicted model, not a curated record
AUGAGCAAGCGACCUUGCGUGGCGCCGAGGGCAGUCCUGCACGCUGGCGUUCUCGCUUCCAUCGGGCAGUGCUUGGCCUCGACCAACGACGUCCGCAUGCUGUUGCUGGCGCUGCCAUUGGAUGCUCUCGACGAGCCGCUGACUGCGCUUCGCUCACUCGUGUCGACACCGAGGGCCUUGCAUCCAGAGCACUGGCCGCAGGUCUGCAUCGAAGACAUGGACGAUCGCUACACGGCAACUGUUCUCGCCGCGCUGCCGGUCUUUAGUUCGAAACCCGGCGCGAUUGGCGACGCAACCAUGGCAUUUGUCGCCAAGUGGGGUCACAAGGUCAAGUGCAUCCGGUUGACGACGUGGCAAGAGCACUACAUACAUGUCCUUGCUCCACUCCUCCGUCUCUGCACCGGUCUCGAUGAGAUCAUCGUGCACGCGGCCGAGGCAGAUCCGCGCUUCCUUAACGCCGUCGCUGUUGCCACACUGUGCAUCACGCGCAUGUAUCUGGCUGGUCUCAGUGACAAUGCGUUUGCAAGCAAAAGCUGGUUGACAGCCAUGACAACGUGGCUGGCCUCGGGCCGUGCGAGGGAGCUCAAGCUCGUGAAUAUUGUAUCGACCGACGACAAAAUUUUGGCGCGGGCGAUCGCCGCCGCUGCAUCGCUCACGAGCCUCGAGCUCCGCGAUACCUACGGCCUUGUCCAAGGUCUACUGGAGGCUGCGAUGCCACUGCCCCACCUGACUGCGCUGCGGCUUCAAACGCAGCUCGACACGACCAACUUGGAGCUGCUGUUGACGAAUGCUAUUAAGCUCUCGGCGCUCCGUGUGCUUGAGCUCGGUGACUGUAGUAGCACGGACGAUCAGUUCUUUCUGAUGCUUUUGCCGCGACUUGUGGCGCUCGAAGAGCUCUCACUUGCGCGCUGCCGUAUGCGAAGUGUCCACCCCUUGACGUUGGCGCCGGCGCCGCGUCGACUCCAAACGUUGACAUUGUACAGGUGUUUCAUGGACGACAUCUCGUGCCUGAGUCUUCUCGAUUGGGCCUUGCAGUCACCAUAUCUCAAGUCCAUUUCGCUCGACUCGGUCGCAACGGUGAAGUCGAAGCCCGUGCACGUGGGUCGCUUGGUGCGUCGAUGGAUCACCGCCGGCAUCGAGCGCGUCACGAUUCCGAGCGGUUCCAUGGGCGCCGAGAGUGUGAUCGCGGUCGCCAUGGCGCUCUGUGACACACCGGUCCUCACGUUUCGUGUUGUACAUUGGCAACGAUGCGAUGACCAUGGCGUCCUAUGUCGCGCUGUUGGACGCGCUGGCCACGUGCUCGGGCGUCACGCUCGAGGUGUUUGA